Molecule: messenger RNA, 1098 nt
Organism: Bipolaris maydis ATCC 48331
Lineage: Eukaryota; Fungi; Ascomycota; Dothideomycetes; Pleosporales; Pleosporaceae
Source: RefSeq, a predicted model, not a curated record
AUGAUAGGUGAGGCCAUGGUACUCCAGGCGUCAACUCACAAGAACCUUCAGGCAUGGCCGAGCUUUUUGGAGAAGCACAACGGAAAGUGUCUGAGGAACUUCCCGCUUGGAAUUCCAGAGCUCACCUCUCUAGCUGUUAAUCGACGUGGCAUGCACAUCGAGCUGAAGCAAUACGCGGAAGAUUUAGGGAUCAAAACUCAAUACUCAACUCAUGCCACUGAGUAUAUGGAGACGGAUGAUGCCGGAAUUGUGGUUCUCUCAGACGGUCGCGAAUUGACUGCAGACAUGGUUGUCGCAGCUGACGGUGUUGGAUCGAGGUCAUGGAAGUUGAUUCUCCACAAGUUUGAGAAGCCUGUUAGUUCAGGAUAUGCGAUUUACAGGUCUGACUUUCCUACUGGCGACGCUAUGAAGAACCCCGUUAUUGCGGAGCACUUCAGUGGGGCUGAAACUAGGAUGGAGCUACAUUUUGGACCGAAUGCCCACGGUGACACUGGAAAUGCAAAGGAAGAUUGGUGGUGGACUACCUCAGCAUCUGACGCACUACCAUUUGUGGAGACAUGGGCACCGUUCUUCAAAGAGAUAGUCAAAUUUACGCCAAAUAAUACGUGCAUUGACUGGGAGUUGAUCGGUGAUUCUGCACACACGUUCUUGCCUAGUUCUGGAAGCGGUGCUAGUAUGGCUAUGGAGGAUGGUUUUUCGCUCGCAGCCUAUCUGCAGAUAGCCGGGAGGCAAGACAUACCUCUUGCCACUCGAGUUCAUAACAAGCUAAGUACCAAACAUAACAAGUUUGAGCGUGUUGCAUGCGCUCAAAAGAUGGGCUUCAAGGAUCGCCUGAAGUUUCAUACCUCCGAUUUAGCCAAGGCUGAAGAGAACCCAGACAGCAUUGGGAGAUUUACCGGGCAAUGGCUUUUGCGUCAUGAUCCUAUACAGUACGCUUAUGACAACUUUCAAGCUUGCGCAGACCAUCUGCUCCGCGGCACUGAAUUUAAGAAUUCAAAUUUCGUACCAGGACAUACUUUCAAACAGUGGACUGUGACGGAAUUCCUUGAAGCUCAAGAACAUGGCAAGGAUAUUGAUGAUGAUGGAGACUGGUCCUAG